Messenger RNA from Elephantulus edwardii (Cape elephant shrew), 841 nucleotides. RefSeq names its product platelet-activating factor acetylhydrolase 1b, catalytic subunit 3 (29kDa) (gene PAFAH1B3). Bases 108 to 803 code for a protein of 231 amino acids. The record is from RefSeq and is a predicted model, not a curated record. NCBI's taxonomy places the organism in Eukaryota, Metazoa, Chordata, Mammalia, Macroscelidea, Macroscelididae. The transcript has 5 exons.
GUCCAUUGUUGCUUGAAGGGGUGAGGGUGGGCGUGGCACCGCCACCUCCUCCAGGAGUGCUCCGGGGCGACCUUGCACAUUCAUCCUGCAGGAAUUCCGGUGCCAAGAUGAGCGCGGAGGAGAACCCGGCCAGCAAGCCCACCCCGGUGCAGGACGUGCAGGGGGACGGGCGCUGGAUGUCCCUGCACCAUCGAUUUGUGGCGGACAGCAAAGAUAAGGAACCCGAAGUCGUCUUCAUCGGAGACUCCUUGGUCCAGCUAAUGCACCAGUGCGAGAUCUGGCGAGAGCUCUUCUCUCCUCUGCAUGCACUUAACUUUGGCAUUGGUGGAGACAGCACCCAGCACGUGCUAUGGCGCCUGGAGAACGGGGAGCUUGAACACAUCCGGCCCAAGAUUGUAGUAGUUUGGGUGGGCACCAACAACCACGGACACACAGCCGAACAAGUGACAGGCGGCAUCAAGGCCAUCGUGCAACUGGUAAACCAGCGGCAGCCCCAGGCCCGAGUCGUAGUGCUGGGUCUGCUCCCACGGGGCCAGCACCCCAACCCACUUCGGGAGAAGAACCGACGGGUGAAUGAGCUGGUACGGGCAGCAUUGGCUGGCCAACCAAGGGCCCACUUCCUAGAUGCCGAUCCUGGCUUCGUGCACUCGGAUGGCACCAUAAGUCACCAUGACAUGUAUGAUUACCUGCACCUGAGCCGCCUGGGCUACACACCUGUCUGCAGGGCCCUGCACUCCCUGCUUCUGCGUCUGCUGGCCCAAGACCAAGGUCAGGGUGUCCUCUCGAUGGAGCCCACAUCAUGAGCAGCCUGCCUUCCCACACAUUAAAUUCUCAAUUCUCA